Molecule: messenger RNA, 8943 nt
Organism: Sarcophilus harrisii (Tasmanian devil)
Lineage: Eukaryota; Metazoa; Chordata; Mammalia; Dasyuromorphia; Dasyuridae
Gene: ELF2
Product: E74 like ETS transcription factor 2
Exons: 9
Coding region: 390-2168 (592 amino acids)
Biological process (GO): regulation of transcription by RNA polymerase II; cell differentiation
Cellular component (GO): nucleus
Molecular function (GO): DNA-binding transcription factor activity, RNA polymerase II-specific; sequence-specific DNA binding
Source: RefSeq, a predicted model, not a curated record
AUAAUAUGAAAAAAUUAGGAUUCUUAUAAAACAUAAUAAAUGCAUCUUAUGUGUUGGUGAAAAGACCACAACUCCACAAAAAGUUACAUAUGUUUUGUUUUUCAGAUUUCACAAAGUUAUCUACUCAUUGAUCAGAGAGGAUUUUUGUGUGUCAAUUUUAAAACAUGUUGAAUGGAAAAGGGGGUCUAAUUGGGUUGUAUUAUAGCUGUAUAGUUAAGUGUGAGACUCCUUGGUUAAUCAUCUUCAGAAGAGUGGAUUUCUGAUGUACCAAACUCCAUGUCUCUCAUUGAAAUUAAAAUUUGAUAUCACAGAUAAACAGCAUUGACAACUAUCCAUGAAACUUUGUAUAUCUUAAUAUCAGCCCUCGAAGCUUCCCCAGGGAACGCAUAAUGACAUCUGCAGUGGUUGACAAUGGGGGUUCUGUUUUGGAGCUUUCCAGCAAUGGAAUAGAAAAUCAAGAGGAAGGUGAACAAGUUUCCAAAUAUCCAGCAGUGAUUGUGGAGCCAGUUCCAAGUGCCAGAUUAGACCAGGGCUAUGCAGCCCAGGUUCUAGUCUAUGAUGAUGAGACUUACAUGAUCCAAGAUGUGGCAGAAGAGCAAGAAGUUGAAACUGAGACUGUGGAAUCAGUUGAAGCAUCAGUUCACAGUAGUAAUGUCCACUGCACAGAUAAGACCAUUGAAGCUGCUGAAGCCUUGCUUCAUAUGGAGUCUCCAACCUGCUUGAGGGAUGCAACAAGUCCUGUGGAAGUCUUUGUUCCUCCUCGUGUGUCUACUCCAGAGUUUAUCCAUGCUGCUAUGAGACCAGAUGUUAUCACAGAGACUGUGGUGGAAGUGUCAACGGAGGAGUCUGAACCUAUGGAUACAUCUCCUGUUCCAACCUCACCAGAUAUCCAUGAACCAAUGAAAAAGAAGAAAGUUGGCCGUAAACCAAAGACCCAACAACCAGCUAUUUCCAAUGGGUCACCUGAGUUAGGCAUCAAGAAAAAACCUAGAGAAGGCAAAGGUAAUACAACAUAUUUGUGGGAGUUCCUUUUAGAUCUCCUUCAGGACAAAAAUACCUGUCCUCGAUAUAUUAAAUGGACGCAGAGAGAAAAGGGGAUAUUCAAGCUUGUGGAUUCCAAAGCUGUAUCCAAGCUAUGGGGAAAGCACAAGAACAAGCCAGACAUGAACUAUGAAACUAUGGGAAGGGCCUUGAGAUACUACUACCAAAGGGGGAUUCUUGCGAAGGUAGAAGGGCAGAGGCUUGUAUAUCAAUUCAAAGAGAUGCCAAAAAAUAUAGUUGUCAUAGAUGAUGACAAAAGUGACACUUGUAAUGAAGACUUAACAGCAACUACUGAUGAAAAAUCAUUGGAAAGAGUUUCAUUAACUGCCGAAAACCUCCUGAAAGCAGCAGCUUCUGUACGUGGAAAGAAUUCCUCUCCUUUAAACUGUACCAGAGCUGAAAAAGCUGUAGCCAGAGUUGUGAACAUCACAUCCCCUGGCCAUGAGGCUUCAAGAUCUCCUUCCUCCACCACCUCUGUUUCAGCAACAUCUGCCCCAAGGACAGUUCGUGUGGCAAUGCAAGUGCCUGUUGUCAUGACCUCUUUGGGACAGAAAAUUUCAACAGUGGCAGUUCAGUCGGUCAAUGCAGGUUCAUCUUUAAUAACCAGCACCAGUCCCACAACAGCAACCACUCCAAAGGUGGUAAUUCAGACAAUCCCUACAGUGAUGCCAGCAUCUACUGAAAAUGGAGAUAAAAUCACAAUGCAGCCUGCCAAAAUCAUCACCAUCCCAGCCACACAACUUGCACAGUGUCAGCUGCAGACAAAGUCAGGCCUGACUGGAUCAGGCAGUAUUAACAUAGUUGGGACUCCAUUGGCUGUAAGAGCCCUCACCCCGGUGUCCAUAGCUCAUGGGACACCUGUAAUGAGACUCUCGGUGCCUGCCCAGCAGGCGUCUAGCCACACGUCCCCCCGAGUCAUCAGUGCGGUGAUCAAGGGGCCAGAGGUUAAAUCAGAUGCUGUGGUUGUAAAGCAGGAGCCUGAAGUGAAGACUUUGCAGCUGGUACAGGAAGAAAAGCCAGCAGAUGGAAGUAAGGCUGUGACCCACGUGGUGGUGGUCAGUGCUCCCUCCACCAUUGCUCUUCCGCUAACAGUGAGACCAGAAGGCACAGUGACAUGUGAGAAGUGAGGCAGCGCCCAACUGCCUGGCAGAGGAAGCACAGACAGGGAUGGGACAGCAUCAAGAGCAUGCAGGGAGACUUGACAACAUUUUUAAUGCAUAUGAGAAAGCAAUCACAGACUUACUGGAAAUAAAUUACCUUUAUCCCAUGUUUAAGUGGGACAUGAACUGUAUACACAUUGAGAUGCUGACAGAAAACUGCCUCUUACAGCAACAUAUAAAUAUAAAAAAGGGACCAAGCUGUUCACUACAUUAUCAAGUUACACUAAGACUUGGAACACUAAAAAGAAUUCUGUAAGAGGUGAUCUUUUAAGUUAGGGGAGGUGGGGGGAUAGGGAAGGAUGGUCUCAUUGUUACAAAUAGAAAAUUUUGAUGCAUUUUUUUAAUGCAUACCAGCAAUUAUUACUGUGUGAACACAGUACUCACUUAACUGGUGCUAUGUGAAGACUCUGCUAAUAUAGGUAUUUUAGAAUGUGAAUUGAAGAAUGGAUCCAAAAGCUUCUGAAAGAGGACAACGAAGAAAAGAGACCUAGUGGAAUUUUUGUAUCAUAUAGCUUAAGCUGAUUUAAAACAAAAGCCUUAGACUGAUUUUCAGUUUUCUUUCUUGAAAUAAGCUAAUGGCUUGUUUGUGUAAAGCUUUUUUUAUUAAAAGAAAAAUUUUAAAAAUCUUGUACCUAGCACAGUAUUGUUAUAGAAUUUACAUGUAACAUAUUUUGUAUGGUAGUUUUAAGUCUGUCGCUUUCUUUAAUUGUGGACAUAGUAGCAGCUGGCUUUGGCCUUUGCUGACACAUGCCUGUGCCGCUCACCCAGCCUUGGCAUCUGUGCAUACAUUUCAGUCUUGGCUCUACUCUUUCACUAGAAAGUUCACGCUCAGCAUGAAUUUUUGUCAGGUAGUUUUAAACCUGUAUUUCUUUCUUUUUCUUUUUCUUUUUUUUUUAGUUCAACUUAAAGGAGGGAAAGUACCAGUGUUCAGAACUGAACUAUAAUAGUUUGUAUAUUCAACAUUUGAAGUAUAUUAUAUUUUGUUGUACUCUUGUUUCAAAGUGUAUUCAAGUAGGUUUUACUGAAAUAUAGAAAUGAAAUUUAUUUUGUGCUUUGUUUGGUCUCUGGCGAUAUUUUUGAUGUUUAGAGGUAAUGGAAACAAAGUUAUUAUGGUUACUGUGGCAUUUGCCCUAUGAUGUAAAACUUUGUUAUAAAACUUUGCUCAGCAGAUAAUAGAAACUGGUUUAGAAAAGAGCUAAUUCUUUGCUAUCUGCAAUAGAAAUCCUUGGUUUUACCUAGAGAUUUUGCCUUCAUUUCUAUUAGUUAUCAAUUCAGCAGCUAUCAGCUCUGUGCUUUUGCCAUUCCAUUUCUUUAUGAUAAGUUUGAAUUCUAGUAUUUUAAAAAUGACAACAUAUCAUAUUAAAGGUGAGAUUGUUUAAAAAAAACAGAAAAUGUGUCUAGGUCCAAAUAUAUUUUAAAGUGAUUACAUGUGCUGAUUAGAGAUACUUUUUAAUCUUUCCUAAUUACACAUUUGUUCAAAAACUACUUCAUACUUUUAGAAUGAGUUAAACUAAAAAUCUACUGCCUUUAUGAUUUGUUGUCAUUUAAGUAAGGAUGGCAGUGAUGCGACUAUCAAACAGAUAUAAAGACACCUAGUUGUUGUAAUUCCAUUUUGGGAGUUAGAAGAGGGAAGGAAGAAUUCAGAGGUACAUAAGCUGUUCAUAGCAUUAUUUCUUUGUAUAAAUAUCUUACACACAUAUGUGGUGCUUUACAGUGUAUAGCAUGGUUUUUACAUAAAUUUGAUCUUCAUGAUAAUCAAGUGAGAUAGGCAGGAUUUAUCCACAGUUAGGCUUUGACAGUGGAUGUAACAGCAUCACAAUUGGAGUUUCUGAUUUCUAUUCCAGUGUUUUUUUUUUUUUUUAAAGAGUGAUAACAGAAGAGCAUAACUUCAGCAUUAAAAUGCCAUACUGGCAAAGGAAAUAAAGGAUUAAGUACUAGAUCUUCUCUGAGGCUGAAAUCCAGAUGUUCAUAUUGUCCUUCCUGUUUCUCUUGGGGGUUAAGUUUGGAUGAUCACUUUGCAAAGGAGGAUUUCAACAUGGAAAAAACCAGAUUUUAUAUAAAUAGAAGUACUUAUAUAUAGGAAUGUAUCUAAAGAAAAAGAGCUACAGAGAGGUAAAAAUAAUCACAAAAGAAGUGCUAAAGAUACUAAGCAGAACUGGUAUUUCUCUAGUUAUUAGUACUGGCUCUGUUUUCUUCUGUCUUCAACCUUGUCUCCAAUAGGUUACUUACUAUAGAGACGUAAAACAAGACUUAAAGAUCGGCAUCUCUAGGGGAGGACCUCCAGGCCAACGUUAAUCUCUGGUGAGAUAUUGAUUACUUGUUUCUAACCAUAUUAUUUAAAAAACAAUUCGGCAGAACCAUUAUCAUUACAGUACAAACAGCAUUCUACAAAUAGGAAUAGGAUUACAUUGAGGUGUAUUUCAUUCUAACUUGAAUCAAAGGAAUAGAAUUGAAAUAAAGACAGUUGCAUAUGGUAGAAAUAAAAUUUCUUAGUCACCAGCAGCUGCUUAACACAUGAAUAAAAUGCUUCUGAUUGUAUGCAUAUCAGUAUUUUAGUGCCUACAAUAUGCCCACCAUGGUGCAUAAAAGUAUAAGAAUACUUCUUGUCCUCAAGCAGUUUACUUUGGAGAUGUGGCUAACAACUGAAAUUGUGUGAGAUAGCUUAUGAGAUUAUGGAUGCCAUAGCAGUUUGGAGACAAGAAGAACUCUGAAGGCUGGAUGGAUAAAGACUUAAUAAAAGACAUGGGGCUCAAGCCUUGGAAGGUAAAAUUUACCUAGGUAAGAAGGGAGAUGAAGUCAGGGUUAAAUUAAAAAAAAAAAAAAUUAUUACUAAGUAUCUAUUGUGUAUAUAAACAGUUGCUCAGCUAGUAUUCAGUAAGAACAUUUGGAGAUAAGUAAAGUAAGGGGAUGUGACACGUGCUAUCAUAUGAAAUAAGACAAAGGCCUAAGAAACGAGCAAGCAAAAUCUUGUAUUAGGUCAAAAAGGGGAAAGGCCAUUGCCGAUUUCUCAAGACAGGCUCCUUAGAACAUAGGUAGAAAUUCCUUUGCAGGAAGCGGUAGCAGGCGAUACUCUAGGCAUUAGGGGCAUCCUAAGCUAGGCACAGAAGGUAGGAAACCAGUACUUCACAAAAGACAGUCAACAGAAAAGAUGGAAUCAGAGGCAGGAAUUAGCAUAAUGUGUUCAAAGCACUAGGAAAAAAACUCAGUGUGACUGCAGGAGAAUGAAGAUGUGGGGGAGUUAGGAAAGACACUUAGGAUGGUAAGGGUGAGCCCAGAUUGGUAAAUGCUUUAAAGUAGUGCCAAAAAACAUUGGAGAUGGGCCUAGAAUGAAAUCACUUAUAGAAGCCUUGUGACUUUAGGCAAAAAGUUUAGCCUCUCUGAAUUCUGUUUUCUCAGAAGGGUUGUAGAUUAAAUGUGACUACAUUAAAAGAAUUUUGUAACUAUAAAGCACUGUGUAUGUGUAAGUUUUAAUUUUUAUUUUAUUUAAUGAAUCAAUUGAUUAGGUAGGUGGGAAGAAAUGACUUUUCUGAGUAAUCAAUAAUGUGACAUGUUAUAAGAUCAAUCUAAUAAUGUCUUGUUCAGAUGAAAGGGGGGUGGUGGUAACAUUGAGAAAACAUAUUAAGUGAGUGGGGAGUAAUCCAACUAUGAUGUAAUGGCUAAAAUGGAAAAAAAAAAAAAAAAAAGUUAAAUGGAACCAAACUUUGUAACUGGUUAUGGGAGAGGGACAAGUAUGGAAAAUUAUUUUUAUUGUUUUAAGCUUCAAUUAUAGACAAGUUGUCAAUAGAAACUGAUUUUUAAAGAAAACACAUAUUUGGAUUUAGGCAUCUUGUGUUUGAGUUAAAAAAUGAGGCAUCAGAUUAGAAAUGCUUUGCAUUAGGUGGUUGACAUUUGGAACCAAAUAGUUUUUUAAGCCUGGACUACAGACAGGUUCUGUGGAAGUUUGUGUAAGGAGAAAACCUUGAGUCUUUGUGAAUAUUUAUAGUUUGGGGUAGAAGGAAGAGAACUAGCUUAUCAUUGGAAGUAAGGAGAACCAGACAGAGUAAAAUCUUCAAAGGAGGAUUGUCUCACAAAGAUCUAAAAAUCGAAUCCAAUUCAUAAGUAGAAAUCCCUGCUACACUUCCACUGGAAAAACUACUCACCACCUUUGAAAGGCAAAUUUUGCUUUUGAAUAGUUUUAAUUUCUCUUUAGGAUAUUCUCUCUGAGGGGAUGGCUUGCUCAACCUUUCUUAGUCUUGCUCUCCAGGGUCAAAGAGAAUAAGUCUAAGCCCCCAUAACAUUAUAAUCUUUUUGACACUUGAACCAGGUAUGUGUCUUCGCCAGGAAAACCAAAAAUAGUUCUCAACUGACAAUGGUUUCCAGUCUUUGUUGUUUUGAAUUUCACUUAAAUAAACUCCUCUUUGCCAAAGUCCCUAGAGUGCCACCCACCCACACCUGAAGACACUUUAGGUGUGGGAUGAGCGGGGCAACAGGAUUAUCACCUCCACUGCUCCAGUUAUGCUUCCUGGGGCUGUCAAUCACGAAAUACAAUGGCCUUUUCCCAGUUUCAACUCUUUUUGAACUGCAGUGGACCAUUUCACUUUCCAACUCUUCUCUUGGCUUCAGUCUCAACGCUACCAGCUCUCAUCCCACUCCUGGAUUGGUGACUCUCCAUACUACUGUGAACAGUCAUAAAGGUUCCACCUGAUCUCUUUAUACUUUUCCAUGACAGCUUCUUUCACGUCUGUGGUUUCACUCUAUAACUCCAAUUUGAAUGAUUCCAAGUCUCUAUCUCCACCCUAGAAUUCUUCCCUGACUUUUUUAAUAGCACAUUUCUGAUCAUCACAUCAACAAAAACAUUUUCACUUGAAUUUCCUCUUGACACCUCAAGCUUAAAAUAUACUAAAUAGAAUUUACCAAUAUAUUGCUCAGAUGCAGAAGAGGGGAUGGAGGAAAAUGAAGAUAAUUAAAUGGAGGGGAUGAAAAACAGAUUCUAAGAGAUUUUAUAUAUAGUGGAUUAUGAUAGUUAAAAUUUUUCCUUGAUAGCUAAAAAGAUUGCAUAAAUAUCCAGCCAUCAAAUAUUGAUAACUUGAUCUGGAGAAUUAUAAAUUGCAGCAGACAGUACAGAUUAUAUGCUGAAAUGGUCAUACUUUCAACUUUUCCUUUUUAUAUUAAAGCUACUAAAUUUAUAAUUUAUGCUGGAACCGCAGUAUUAUUAUUUACAGAGUAGCAUAUUUCUUUUAAGCCUGGACAAGUCAAUUAUAGAGUGUUCCUCAACUUUGAUAAGACUUAGCUCUGCCACUGACUUGCUGUCGGAUUUUCAAGUCACCUCACAACCCAGGAGUUCAUUUUUUUUUUUUAAGUGUGAAAUGAAGUUGUUGUACAAAUCAUUUCAUCCCAGUUUUCCUGAUCUAUAUUUCUGGGAUAAUAUAGCAUAAUGCAGAGAACUGAACUUCUCAAUACCAGAAUCAAAAUCCCACUUUUAAUAUUUAUUACCUAUUGAAUUUAGGUAAAGACCUUAUGUGUAUGCAACAACUCCCUUGGAUUUCUUUAGCAAGGCUGUGAUUGCCUGGGUGGAAAAAAGAGUAUUGCAUGCUAACAAAAAUGAAUGCUCCUUCACAUAUGGUUUUUAUGAAUUGUUUUUUCCUCUUUUGAGUAUAUUAACAUUAAAAGUAAAGCUUAUAUUAAAAUGUAUUGCUUGUACAGAAACUGGAGCCCUGUUCUGUGACCUACAAUGAUGGAUGCCAGGAAGAAUAUGCAGAAAAUAAUGUAAAAUUUAGCUCAUGCCCAAAGCAGAAUUGAAUAAUAAGUCUAAAGUCAAAUUUGGACCAGAUUGUAGCAUAGAGACAUGAUCUUUGGAGCUCAUUUUCUGUUAUCCAUUCUAGCAUCAUUAAUCAUUGUCAAAAGAUUUUUCUUAAAUGGUAGUCUUAAAUCCAUUUAAUCCAGAAGAUAGCUGUGAUUUAAUUUUUGUUAUAAACUGAUUUGGAGAGGGAAAAAAAUCAGAAUUCAGAGCUGGAAGGGAACUACCCAUAUCUAAGGAGAAAUAUUCCCCACAAUAUCCAUGACAAGUGGUUAUCUAGAUCUGGUUGAAGCCCUUCAGUUAUAGGGAAAUCAUGAUUUGUGGUAUAUUCCUUUAUUUUUAGGGCAGUUUAUAAAUUUGUGAAAUCUAAUUUGGUUCCAUAAACAUUUUUAUUAGAUGUCUCUUAUGUGCAAUGAAUUACUGCCAGUAAAUGAAUUGCAGCUGGUAAAGAGAAGUGAAAAGGAGACCAGGAGAUCAUUGUGAUAUAUACCUCAAAUAACAGAAGCAUAGACUUGAGGAGAAUGGGUAUUUAUCUAAUCCAAAAUAAAAUGACCAAUUAAAAAAAAGGCAUCAACUAUACACAAGAAUUUGUAGACACAUGAAUGUCAUUCCAAAGUAGUCAUAGGAAACUAUACUUAUUCCAUUACUAAAUUUUUGGGGAUUUAAAAAAUUAUUUUCUAGAAUUCUUGGAUUAAUAAUUGGGAAAAAACUAUUCUUCAUGAGUUGUGGAAUUGGUCAUGGAAUCCACAAGUAAUGUGGAAUAAUUUGAAAGGCUUGGGACACAUUCUUUUGAAUAUCUGGCAAAUUUUAACUUUUUAAAAACUCCAUUUUAUUUUCAGUUCUGAAUUCUUUCCCUCUAUCUUCUUUCUCCCUUACCAAUUAAGGGGAAAAAAAAAAAACCCCAAAAACCUCUUGUCUUAAAUAACUUGACAAUUUCCUCGCCCUCAAAGAAAAAAGGAUAAAGCC